Molecule: messenger RNA, 1155 nt
Organism: Macrosiphum euphorbiae (potato aphid)
Lineage: Eukaryota; Metazoa; Arthropoda; Insecta; Hemiptera; Aphididae
Source: the annotation of a GenBank genome assembly
AUGUACACUGUGUACAUUGUUUUAUUUCAUUUAUUGAAUGUUAUUGUAUGUCAACACGAUCAUGGCCAUUCCAAAACAAUGUAUGACAAAUUAUCCAACCAAAUUAUUAGCAAAAUAAACAAAGCUAAAAAGGAAUACACUCCUUGUGAAUCAAAGAAUGGAACAUGUUUUUUCCCAAACAUCUUGAAAGAUCUAGAGCCAUUUAAAGAUGGUAUUACCCAUGAAAUGAUAACUGCAGCCGCAGACAAAGGAACUCGUUAUAUGAUUUUUAAUCAUGAUUUAUACAGAGAAACAAAGUGCAUGUUUCCAGCCCGUUGUGAAGGUAUUGAACAUUUUUUAAGUAAAAUUCAAUUAAAUACUCCAGACGUAGAGUUCAUAUUAAAUACACGAGAUUGGCCUCAAAUAAUAAAACAUUAUGGUGAUCCUAAACCGGUUUUUUCUUUUAGCAAGACAGAUGAUUAUGCUGAUAUAAUGUAUCCUGCUUGGUCUUUUUGGAGUGGAGGGCCAGCAAUUAAACUGCAUCCAUCAGGACUUGGUAGAUGGGAUUCUCUGAGAAAAUCUAUUUUGAAACAAUCAGAACAAUGGCCAUGGAAACAUAAAAUUUCUAAAGGAUUUUUCCGAGGUUCUAGAACUAGUGAACAACGUGAUUCGCUCAUACUUCUAUCGAGAAAUAAACCAGAACUAGUAGAUGCAGCAUAUACAAAAAAUCAAGCCUGGAAAUCUGAUAAGGAUACACUUUUUGCUCCACCAGCAGAUGAAAUAUCAUUAGAAGACCAUUGUCAAUAUAAAUACUUGUUUAAUUUCCGAGGUGUGGCAGCUAGUUUUCGUUUCAAACAUCUUUUUUUAUGUAAAAGUCUUGUUUUUCAUGUUGGAGAAGAAUGGAAGGAGUUUUUCUAUCAAUUUAUGAAACCUUGGUAUCAUUAUGUCCCAAUAAAUCCAAAUGCAUCCGAAAAUGAUAUAAGGAAUAUUUUAGUAUUUUUCAAAGAGCAUGACGAUUUAGCCAAAGAAAUUUCAGAACGAGGUUAUAGAUUUAUCAGAACCCAUUUAAGAAUGAAAGAUAUAUCAUGGUAUUGGGAAACACUGCUGCAUGAAUAUGCCAAAUUAUUAAAGUACAAACCAAAACUAGACAAUGAACUUAACCCAGUUAAUAGGUGA